Anthonomus grandis grandis is the source of this 1897-nucleotide messenger RNA. RefSeq lists its product as uncharacterized. Lineage: Eukaryota; Metazoa; Arthropoda; Insecta; Coleoptera; Curculionidae. The coding region runs from base 533 to 1777 and encodes 414 amino acids. The record is from RefSeq and is a predicted model, not a curated record. The transcript has 2 exons.
CAUUCUCCUUUUUUUUAUUUUUUUAUCUUCUAACAAGUUUAUCGUUUACAACCAAUCAGUUAUUCUUAAGCCACUUUUAGAAGCAGCUGAUGAAGAGGUUUCAUUUCAAGAUUGUGCAGCUAGUUUAGUUCAAAAAUACUGUGCGUUUAAAAAUAAAAAACACCUAAUUGUCAUUAACCAAAAUAUAGAAACUGAUUGUGGAAUAUCUCAGGAAACAAUUGAUUUAAAAAGCAGUUUUCUACCUUCACCGGAUAACACAAAAAGGUGCUAUUUGCUAAAUAUAGGAGACCAAAUCAAUUUAAGUAAUUUUAAUAAUAAACUCAGUAACAACUCUUUUAAUACAAAAGCGAUAUUCAUACUGUUUAUUUCAACAGUUGUGAACCUUCGUGAAUCAAAUCAGUUUCUUCAAACUCUUGCUGAUUAUUAUUUAAUAAAAGUUCUUUUGGUUGAUAACAAUUUCUUUGUGUAUACAUAUUUCCCCUACAAGUAUGAAAACAUUAAUCAACCAGAAACUGAAUUAUUGAGGCUUGGAAUGUGCAAUAAAGAAAAAAACUUUGAAAAAACAUUGUUUGAUGAACAUUUACCUAAAUAUUGGAGAAAUAGCACAGUACAUAUCUAUUAUCGCAAUGCACCUCCUUUUACAAAUAAAGACCAUACAGGUGCUGAACAAAUUCUAUUUUCAGCAAUUUUCAAAAAACUAGGGGUUAAAAUUUCCUCUCAGAUGGGCUCUCUAACAUUCCAAGGACUUAAAGUCAAUCGAACCUAUGAAAGUGAGGGUUUAAGGCUUCUUUCUCAAAGAAAAGUGCAUAUGAUUGCCGGAAGCUAUAAAGCUAUAUCGGAAUUUUAUCAAGAUUUUGAUAGCAGCCUGGUAUAUUAUUUGCAGCAAUCCACUUUAUUUGCUCCCAGUGCAUUAAAAAAGAGUCUCUUUGAAGUAUUGUAUUCUGUAACUAUCAAAGGAAUGGGUGUUUUUACCUGUGUUAUUAUAAUUUGGUGUUUUUUUGUCAAGCUAGCUUAUGGUAUACGCUGUGGUCCACUGAUAGGGAUAUGUUACUUAAUAAACAUGUCACAACCUAUAAACAAGAUUCAUAAAUUAAAGUUUCGUUAUGCUUUGGCAGGCUUAAUGUUCGGAACAUAUUUAUACAACACGUUAAUAUUUGGUUAUAUAAAAACGUCAUUUUUAAAUGAGCAAUAUCAGAAAGAUGUCCAUACUAUAAAUGAUGCUUUGGAAUCGAAUCUUCAAGUUUUAAUUUCUCCAGAACUUAUGCAAAGUUUUAUGAAACACUCUGAUGAAUCAGAUCGACGUCUGAUAAAUAAAAUAGGUAUAUGUAAAAUUAAAUUAUCCGACUGUUUAAAAAAGGUUUGUUGGGAUAGAUCCACUGCAAUGGUUGGGCUUAUAGUAAUUAUGAAUUAUUUAGCCUUUGAUGUAUGUCCAAACCAAAUAGGUGGAAGACCACAGAUACAUAUAGGGCAGCAAAUUACCAAAGAUCUGAUACAAAGCUACUUUAUCAAAGGAUGGCCAAUGGCUGAAGAUAUUAACAGCAUUUUGUUUCGAAUAUGGUUUAUUGCAGGAAUAAUUAGGAAAGAAGAAAGUAAAGUCGAGGUUCACUAUUAUAAAAUUACAAAUAAAAUGUUUGGAAUUAGCAUAAAAUCAACUUCUUUGGUACGAGAAAUUUUUAUUGCGCACAUUUAUUAUUUUAUAGUAUUCUAUUCUAUAUGUAUUUUAGCUUUUUUAGGAGAGAUACUAUUAGGUAAAAGGAACGGAAGCAAUGUUCAUUAGACUUACAUUUGUUACUUAUUAAUUAAAUUUUGCACAGCUGCUAUCCUUUGUCUUUUCACUAUACUGAGUGGUUCCCUCUCUCAAAGGGAACACUGUAUAACCUAAAAAAGGAAAAAAAAA